CUCUACUCGACGGUUGAGGGUGGAACUUAGUAACAUUUGUUAUGGAAGAUGUUAUUCGUUGGAGCUAUGAUAACUGCGUCAAAGUCAAAAGUAUUAAGCCUUGCCAGGGCUUCAACUAUUCUGAGCAACAUCAAUGUGAGCCAACAGUUACACCGACUUCCCCUGAGCCCCCAGCCAGCUCUUUACACAGCGGGGCUUCAGCGCUUUAGCAGCGCCUCGACCCAGGAGCAGGCUGCUGUCUCAGCUCCAUCUGAAGUACGACUCACUGAGUCAUGUGUGAAGAGACUAGAGGAAAUCAUGGACAAGGGUGAGUUUCUGAGAAUCCAUGUAGAGGGGGGAGGCUGCUCCGGGUUCCAGUACAAGUUUUCUGUUGAUAGUAACAGGAAUGAAGAUGACAGAGUGUUUGAGCAGGGAGGAGUGGGCAUUAUCGUGGAUCAGGACAGCCUGGAGUUUGUGAAAGGAGCCACUGUGGACUUCAGCCAGGAGCUGAUCCGCGCCACCUUCCUCGUGCUCAAGAACCCUCAAGCGGAUCAUGGCUGCUCCUGUGGAAGCUCCUUCUCUGUCAAGCUAUGACCCUGCUUGCUUAUGUCAGUGUUACUUAACACCCCAGUUCACCAGUUUAUUAGGACUGUGUACAAAAUACAGUAACACAUUAUAGACACGACUCGAUUCAAUGCACUCGUACUUCUGGUUUUGUCGUUGUGAAACUACUUGAACCGAAUGAAAUGUAUCAAUUAAUCAUUAUGCUAUCAUGCAGAUAGUGACAGUCAAUGCUAAUUGUUAUCCGAGUACACAAUACUCAAAUGUAAUCUGUCAUUCCUGUCAUGUAUUCAAACGAAACAAAGACCCUGUUCAAGUGUUUUAGUAUACAGUGCUAAGGUUUGCCUCUCUGUGUAAAAUAUGUAAAUAGACCAUAUAUUGAUAGCAAAGAGCUAUAAUAUAUUUGUUUUGUCUCAAAUAAAACUGAGUGAAACUACAA
Molecule: messenger RNA, 979 nt
Organism: Trematomus bernacchii (emerald rockcod)
Lineage: Eukaryota; Metazoa; Chordata; Actinopteri; Perciformes; Nototheniidae
Gene: isca2
Product: iron-sulfur cluster assembly 2
Exons: 4
Coding region: 49-573 (174 amino acids)
Biological process (GO): iron-sulfur cluster assembly
Cellular component (GO): mitochondrion
Molecular function (GO): iron ion binding; 4 iron, 4 sulfur cluster binding; 2 iron, 2 sulfur cluster binding
Source: RefSeq, a predicted model, not a curated record